CAGAAAGAGUCAAAGGUUGCAUCAUCGAUCCAUCACACCCCUUGCAUCGGAAGCCACUUCUCGGAAGUGCCAGGCGUGGACUGCGUGGAGUGCGUGGAGCUGCAGCACGCAUCGUCGCGUCCGGUGCGUGAGGGGUUAAACGUCACGUCUGGCGGGGAGUGGGAGCUGGUGUCGGAGCGGGGAGGACGUGGAAGAAAAGAGGACGUGAAUCCGCGCCGCUGCUGCUGCUCGCCCACGACGGCGUCGCCUUGACCAGCAUCGUCCCGAAGAUGUGGCGAUGAUCGCGACACGUUCACCGUCAGCUGUAUUCUGCGUGGAUUUAUUGCUUUCCCCCACGACUGACGGACAAAACCAUCGUUUCCGGUGUUGUCCUCGCCCAGCAUGGGGUCCCACACGAGACAGACACGUUGACAUUAUUAUUAUUAUUUUUUUUAACCACUUUUUGUCAUGGCUGUUUCCACACCUGUGCCGUGUAAUGACGUCCACUCGCCGAUGAAAGGCGUUUAGCUCAAAGCGACGAGAGGCGGAAGUCACGUGACGUCACGUCAAUAGUAAAGGGCCAGGUGUCGCCAUGGACGACUCGGGCAUCAUUCGAAGACGCAGGCUGCAGAAGGAUCUUCCACUGCCACGGAAAAGUAGCAGUUGCAGGACGAGCAACAGGAAAAGCCUCAUUCUGACCAGCACCUCCCCGACCCUGCCAAGGCCCCACUCCCCACUGCCAGGGCACAUAGGAAGCAGCCCAUUGGACAGCCCUCGCAACUUCUCACCAAGUGGACCCGCCCACUUUUCCUUCGCUUCUUCCAGAAGGCCUGAUGGACGCAGAUGGUCCCUGGCGUCCCUCCCCUCCUCAGGGUAUGGCACCAACACUCCCAGUUCCACGUCGUCCAGCUCGUCCCAGGAGCGCCUGCACCAGCUGCCCUUCCAGCCCACCAUGGACGAGCUGCACUUCCUGUCCAAGCAUUUCGGCAGCACGGAGAGCAUCACGGAUGACGACGGCGGCCGCCGCUCGCCGCAUGUCCGUCCUCGCUCCCGUAGCCUCAGCCCGGGGCGCUCGCCCUCCUGCUACGACAAUGAAAUGGUGAUGAUGAACCAUGUGUACAAGGAGCGCUUCCCCAAGGCCACAGCUCAGAUGGAGGAGAGGCUGGCGGAGUUCAUCCACAACUACUCCCCUGAGAGUGUACUGCCCCUGGCCGACGGGGUCCUCAGCUUCAUCCAUCACCAGCUGGCUGAGCUGUCCCGGGAUUGCCUGACCAAGUCGCGGGAGGGCCUCAUCAGCAGCGUUUACUUCUGUGAGCUUCAGGAGAACCUGGAGAAGCUCCUGCACGACGCCUACGAGCGCUCGGAGAGUUCCGAAUUGACCUUCGUCAUCGAGCUGGUCAAGAAGCUCUUCAUCAUCAUCUCUCGUCCUGCCCGGCUGCUGGAGUGCUUGGAGUUUAACCCGGAGGAGUUCUACCACCUUUUGGAGGCGGCAGAGGACCACGCCAAGGAGGGCCAGCUGAUGAAGGCGGACAUCCCUCGGUACAUCAUCAGCCAGCUGGGUCUCACCAGGGACCCGCUAAAAGACAUCGCCAGCCUGGACAGCUACGACAGCGAAGGUCCACACACGCCCGAGACAGAUGACUCCACAGAGGGGAAGGCGAGGGCCAUCAAGCCGCCGAGCGAGGAAGACUUUCAGAACAUCAAACUGAUCAGCAACGGAGCUUACGGGGCGGUCUACCUGGUGCGCCACAGGGAGACCCGUCAGCGCUUUGCCAUGAAGAAGAUCAACAAGCAGAACCUGAUCCUGAGGAACCAGAUCCAGCAGGCCUUUGUGGAGCGGGACAUCCUCACCUUCGCCGAGAACCCCUUCGUGGUGUCCAUGUUCUGUUCCUUCGAGACGCGCCGGCACCUGUGCAUGGUGCUGGAGUACGUGGAGGGCGGGGACUGUGCCACCUUGUUGAAGAACAUCGGGGCGCUCCCUGUAGAACUGGCCCGCAUGUACUUUGCCGAGACCGUCCUGGCCCUGGAGUACCUGCACAACUACGGCAUCGUCCACAGAGACCUCAAACCUGACAACCUGCUGAUCACCUCCAUGGGACACAUCAAGCUGACAGACUUUGGCUUGUCCAAGAUGGGCCUGAUGAGCCUCACCACCAACCUGUACGAGGGCCACAUCGAGAAGGACGCCAGGGAGUUCCUGGAUAAGCAGGUGUGUGGGACGCCCGAGUACAUUGCCCCCGAGGUGAUCCUGCGCCAGGGCUACGGCAAGCCUGUGGACUGGUGGGCCAUGGGCAUCAUCCUCUACGAGUUCCUGGUGGGCUGCGUGCCUUUCUUUGGAGACACCCCCGAGGAGCUGUUUGGACAGGUCAUCACAGAUGACAUCGUGUGGCCUGACGGUGAGGAGGUCUUACCUGCAGAAGCCCAGGCCCUCAUCUCCACCCUACUGCAGACCAACCCCCUCCUGAGGCUGGGCACAGGCGGGGCCUACGAAGUCAAAGAGCACGCCUUCUUCACGGAGCUGGACUGGAACAGUUUGCUGCGGCAGAAGGCCGAGUUCAUCCCUCACCUGGAGUCUGAGGAGGACACCAGCUACUUUGACACGCGCUGCGACCGUUACCACCACAUCAACGCCUACGACGGGGACGACACCAACGACGACGAGCCGGUGGAGAUCAGACAGUUUUCCUCCUGCUCGCCUCGGUUCAGCAAGGUGUACAGCAGCAUGGAGCACCUCUCCCAGCUGGAGCACAAGGCUUCCACCUCCGUCUCCCGCCGGGAGCACAAGGGCCCGAGGGAGGACAAGGUGACCAAGCGGGAGACUCUGGGAAGCUUCAGCAUGAGAGACAAGAGCUGGAGGACCGGCUCGCCCGAAAUGAAGCGGCUGUCCUGCUCAGAGUCGCUCUACAUGGACGGAGAUGCCAGUCCUCCUCUCGGCGCUCGGCGGCGCUUCUCGGCUUUGAUGGACACGCAUCGCUUCGCCUCGCCCAUGGAGGGUGAGUCCGACUCCCUGACCAGGCCAUCCCCCUUCAAGGUCCGGGGCACCUCCCUGGACGGGGCCGGCGCUCCGUCUGCAAACCUCGUGGAGCCGAGGAACAGUCUGAGAGAGGUCAACGGAGCAGACAAGUCCCCCAGGCAGGGAGACACACCCGGAGUGACAAUCAUCAGCACGUCGGCGCCAGUGGCCCGUGACGUAGUGACAGCGCUCUACGACCCCCUGGGGCCCCGGGCCACCAACGACCUGGUCCUGCGGAGGGCCCGUCACUCGCAUUUGUCCGGCGACGGAGAGAAGCGCACCUCCAGAGCCGGCAACAAAGUCAUCAAAUCCGCUUCGGCCACCGCCCUAUCCGUCAUCAUACCGUCUGUGGACCAGCAUGGUGGAUUCUCCCCACUGGCCAGUCCCAUGUCGCCUCAUUCCUUCUCCUCCAAUCCCUCGUCCCGCGACUCCUCUCCCAGUCGGGACUUCUUCCCCACGGUCAGCGUGCUGCGCUCCCCCAUCACCAUCCACCGCUCGGGGAAAAAGUACGGCUUCACCCUGCGAGCCAUCAGGGUCUACAUUGGAGACAGCGACAUCUACAGCGUGCACCACAUAGUCUGGCAUGUGGAACAAGGCGGCCCCGCCCAGGAAGCUGGUCUGUGUGCGGGCGACCUCAUCACUCAUGUCAACGGAGAGCCUGUCCAUGGUCUGGUCCACACCGAGGUGGUAGAGCUCAUCCUCAAGAGCGGCAAUAAGGUGACAGUGACAACCACGCCAUUUGAGAACACCUCCAUCAAAGUGGGUCCGGCCCGCAAAGCCAGUUAUAAAUGUAAGAUGGCUCGCAGGCACAAGAGGACCAUGGGCAAGGACGGACAGGACAGCAAGAAGCGGAGCUCUCUGUUCCGCAAGAUCACCAAGCAGUCCAACCUCCUGCACACCAGCCGGAGUCUAUCCUCUCUGAACCGCUCGCUGUCCUCCAGCGAGAGUCUACCGGGCUCGCCCACCCACAGCCUCUCUGCCCGGUCACCGACUCAAGGAUACCGCUCCUCCGCCGAGCCCUCCUAUCUGGGUGCUUCGUCUCAAAGCAGCUCUUCGGCGUCCAGCACUCCAAACUCACCCGCUCCCUCCCAGCACAUGAGACCCAGUUCCCUCCACGGCCUCUCCCCCAAACUCCACCGCCAGUACCGCUCUGCCCGAUGCAAGUCGGCGGGCAACAUCCCCUUAUCCCCUCUGGCCCACACCCCCUCGCCCACCCAGUCAUCGCCUCCUCCGCUACCGGGACACACCGUCGGGAGUUCCAACACCACCCAGACUUUCCCGGUCAAGCUCCACUCCUCGCCCCCGGUCGUCCGCCCCCGGCCAAAGAGUGCGGAGCCCCCGCGGUCGCCGCUUCUAAAGCGCGUGCAGUCGGCGGAGAAGCUGGGCUCACCUCUGACCCAGUCCAGCACCACCGGAGGACUCGGGGGUCCGUUGAGGAAGCACAGCCUUGAGGUGCAGCACUCAGAGUACCGCAAGGACGCCUUCCUGUGCGAGCUGGGCCUCCAAAGCCUGCUGGAGACAGACGGGGAGAGUCUACCUCCGAACCCCCCACCCCUGCCGAGUUCCUCAUCCUCCACGGGUUCAGAGACCCGCGUGCUGAAGCCAGUGAGAAGAUUGGGCAGGCAAGAGUCGCCGCUCAGCAGGGAGACUCUGCUCAUGGCUGGAAGAGAGAGGGACGAGAAGGAGCGAGGAAGAGAGACCGGAAGUGAGACGGUCAUGGAAAGGCUAAGCCGCUUUGAAGCCGCCGCCGCUGCCGCCCAGACAUCUUUGACGAGAAAGCCUCACGCAGAGCCCGCUUCGAGCACUACUACCAAAACCGGAGACGGGGCUGAGAAGGUCCCCCAGCGCCCGACUCCAAAACAACUCGACCUCAAGGCAGCCAAAAGUGGUCUCUCUGACUGUAAAACGCACCACAAGGCAGGGGGUACGGAACCAAAGCAGGAGGGAGACCCUAACAACGGUCCUAGUUUACUGUGUGCUGCGUUAAACAAGAACUCCUCCACACCUCUGGAAAAAAACAUCAUCACGACACUGACUGCGAGUCCGCUCGCUUUGCGGAAAGUCUUUAAACCCUUUGGGAUGGGGGACAGUUUGAGAAAAACCGAGAGUGGUGAUUCAAGGACUUCAGACGUAGCCUCCAAGAGCCCCAAACUGCCAGCUCGGGUCCUUGCCCCUGCCGUGCCCCCGCAUGGACAGCCGCUGACUCUGGGCAAAGUGAGGCAAGGUCUGGGGGCGGUUAACUGCUACCGGGGGACGCUGGACUGGGAGGACAAGUGUCGCCUGGAGGUCCUGGAGGAGCAUUCGCCCUCGCCCUCUCCCUCCCCGACCGGCGUCACCCCAUCCCUGUGCGGACCCUCCCUCUGCAAGUCACGCCCCGUCUCCCCCGGAGACAAGACCAGCUUUGUCAGCCAGUUGACCACCGUGGCCAAGAACGUGCUGGGCCCCAUCAAGCUGGGCUCCCAUGAGGGCUCCAAGAGCAAAGAGCAGCAGACUAAGGCGGCGGACGAGAAGCAGGCGACGGCAGCAGGGAAGUACGACCUUCCCGCAGGAAGUCGAGGGCUGGCGGCGACCAAAGGCUCGGCGAAUUCCUCCCUGGAGAAGGCGACCUCAGGUGCCCACCAGCCCAAAAUAUGACAGAAAUGCCUUUUUUGGAUGCAACCGGAAUGGAGCACUUUGAACGUUGUACAUUCCACUUUUAGAGUUUAUCAAAAUCUUAUUUAUUGAUUCCAGUCGUGGACUCAGUCGGCCUUUAAGCAAGAGUUAGACCAACCCACCACAACUUAGGACCUUUUAAUAAGAAGAUUCUUGAUGUUUUGUGGAACGCUUCACGUGUGAGUCUAGUGGGAGUGGAUGCAUCUAAGACUUCAGGGGUGUCCAAACAUCUCCACUUGGGGGCCACAUUGAGCUCAAGAAAUUUGGCCCGGGGGCCGAAAGCCAACUGCACGUAAAACAACUAUAUAUAUAUAUAUAUAUAUAUGUGUGUAUAUGUAUAUGUGUGUGUGUGUGUGUAUACAAAUAUAUAUACAUAUAUAUAUAUAUAUAUAUAUAUAUAUAUAUAUAUAUAUAUAAAGUCACACAUACACUGCAAAACAUACACAUGCUGUAAAAACACAUAUAUUCAGUAAAAACACAUACAUGAAAACACAUAUAUACAAUAAAACACACACAUGCUGUAAAAACACAUAUAUACAGUAAAAAUACACGUACAGUAAAACUACACAUAUUCAGUAAAAACACACACAUAUACUCUAAAAACACAUAUAUACAGUAAAAAUACACAUACAGUAAAAAUACACAUAUUCAGUAAAAACACACACAUAUACUCUAAAAACACAUAUAUACAGUAAAAACACACAUACAGUAAAAACACAUCGACAGUAAAACACACACAUGUAUACUGUAAAACACACAAAUACUCUAAAAACACAUAUUUUGUAAAAACAUACUGUAAAAACACACACAUAUAUGCUGUAAAAACACACAUAUACAGUAAAAAUACACACAAUAAAAACACAAAUAUGCAGUAAAAACACACAUACAGUAAAAACACACAAGCAGUAAAACACACAUACAGUAAAAACACAUAUAUGCAGUAAAAACACAUAUAUACAGUAAAAACACACGUAUACAGAAAAAACACAUGCAGUAAACACACACAUAUACAGUAAAAACACACGUAUACAGAAAAAACACACAUACAGUAGAAACACACAUAUGCAGUAAAAACACACACACACUGUAAAAAACCAUAUAUGCAGUAAAAACACAGUAAAAUCACACACACAUACAGAAAAAACACACAUGCCGUAAAAACACACAUAUGUAGUAAAAACACAUAUCUACUGUAAAAACACACACAUAUACAGUAAAAACAUACAUACACAGUAAAAAAACACAUGUACAGAAAAAACACAUAUACUGUAAAAAUACACACAUAUACAGAAAAAAACACACACAUACUGUAUACUGUAAUAACACACACAUAUACAGUAAAACCACAAAUAUGCUGUAAAACACACAUACAGUAGAAACAAACAUAUACAGUAAAAAAACACAUAUGCAGUAGAAACACACAUAUGCAGUAAAAACACACAUAUACUGUAAAAGCACACAGAUAUACAGUAAAAACACACAUAUAUAUUCUAUAAAAACACACAUACUGUAAAAACUAGGGCUGGGCAACAGUUGAAAAUUUUAAUCGCGCUAUUUCUCCGAUUAAUCACGAUUAACUGCAUUGUAUACGCAAAGCCCCAUAAUGAAUUCAAAAGUAGUGUGUAGUGCACCCUUAUUGGAAUAUUCUCCCAUAUGAACAAAAGUGUCAAAACAUUUGUUGUGCAAACACAAUUAAGAUCAGUCCUUGUUAAACAGGAGCAGUUAAAUUGCAUAUUUUAUGAAAAUCAACUCAAAAAAGGUAAAUACAAACAUUCAAGCUUAUUGCCACUACCAGAGUAUUUAAGUUAUCCUGUUUGUUAUGGAAAAUAAAUUUUGAUUGAUACUUUUAUUAGUAGAUUGCACGGUACAGUACAUAUUCCGUACAAUUGACCACUAAAUGGUAACUUCCCAAUAAGUUUUUCAACUUGUUUAAGUCGGGGUCCACGUUAAUCAAUUGGUAAAUAUAAUCUCCAUACAAAUCUCUGAGCCACAAUCAUAACAUCCGAACAGGCAAUUUCUGAGGUAACAGCAGAAACAUUUUCUUUUAUCAGGGAGAAAGAAAAGAAAGGGUGAAGCACAAAACACUUCACAGCUGGGAUUUCCUUUACAGGGGACUAGAAUGUAAAGUCCAUGUUAAUAAUGGAGUUCCUUCAGAGAAACUCACUCAACUCGGUGCAGUUUGUUCAUUCUUAGAACUUGCGGCCAUUAAUUUUAAAUCUACUGCCCUAUGAAUUAAAGUGCCAUAACAUUUUCUGUGCAAACAGACUUUUAACACUGCAUAACUUCAGUAAUGUGCCCUGCGCAUAUUUCAGCAUAAUGCCUCUCCUCUGUUUUCAUGAUAGACAGAGCAUGUGAAUGCACUUUUCACCAAUAUAAUGCACUAUAUCUCCCAGGUUAUUAUGCUCACAGAUUGAUUUCCAGUAGUCCCCACUGAGAGCAACUACAGCUGCACGUUGUAAAGUUGUCACUUUUACAGUCCUUUCCUUUUCAUACAACUCGUGUAUUCUUCGUGCGAUGGCGCGUCUUGAUGGCGGCUCAUACGUGCUGUCACUUGUUGCGAUUAGCACAACGUUUCUCAGGCCGGCGUCUUCCACAACACUAAUGGGCCUAGAGUCUCUGACUAUCCACUUCGCUAUGGCAUUUGUUUGCUUCUCUUGCUCUCCUUUAUCUCUACUUCCCCCCACACUGCAUUUAACGAAGUCUGCCGAAGCCUGGCUCCGCUUUCUGCUUUGUUGAAUGGUUUGCUCGCAUCAACAGUGCGCUUCGCGUUCAGGUGAUGUUUUAGACUGGAAGUACUCCUGUGAUAAGAAAAUUCAGCUUGGCAGUGGCUACAAACCACUUUGCUUCUGUCAAAUCUGCCGCCUGGAAUUACUUUAUAAUGAAAAUGACUCUGUAAAAGUUCUGUUGCUUUACCCUUCUUCAUCAUGCUUGUUUUGUUUUUUUCCGCGUUCUCUUUCCUUUUCUGCAGGAGCCAGAAAUAGGCGUUAACGAAAUAAAAGCAUGUAAACAACAUACGCAAAUGCGCGAUAAAAUAAUUGUCGGCGUUAAUAGAUUGAUGAGUUAACUCAAAAUUAACGCAUUAACUUGCCCAGCCCUAGUAAAAACAAACACAUAUACAGUAAAACACACACAGCAGAAACACACAUAUAUUCUGUAAAAACAUACAUAUACAGUAAAACACACAUUUACAGUAAAAACACAUACUGUACAUUCUGUAAAAACACACAUACUAUAAAAACACAUAUACAGUAAAAUCACCCACAUAGAGUAAAACACACACAUAUACAGUAAAAACACACAUACAGUAAAAACACAGAAUAAAACACACAAAUAUACAGUAAAAACACACAUAUAUAUUCUGUAAAAACACAUACUAUAAAAACACAUACACAGUAAAAACACCCACAUACAGUAAAACACACAUAUACAGUAAAAACACACAUAUAUAUUCUAUAAAAACAGAGUAAAACACAAAUAUACAGUAAAAACACACAUAUAUAUUCUGUAAAAACACACAUACUAUAAAAACACAUACAGUAAAAUCACCCACAUACAGUAAAACACACACAUAUAUAUUCUAUAAAAACACAGAGUAAAACACAAAUAUACAGUAAAAACACACAUAUAUUCUGUAAAAACACACAUACUAUAAAAACACAUAUACAGUAAAAUCACCUACAUACAGUAAAACACACACAUGUACAGUAAAACCACAGAAUAAAACACACAAAUAUACAGUAAAAACACAAUAAAACACACAAAUAUACAGUAAAAACACACACAUAUAUAUUUUAUAAAAACACACAUACUGUAAAAACACACAUACAGUAAAAACACAGUAAAACACACAAAUAUACAGUAAAAACACAUAUAUAUUCUGUAAAAACACACAUACUAUAAAAACACAUAUACUGUCAAAACACCCACAUAUACAGUAAAAACACAUAUAUAUUCUAUAAAAACACAGAGUAAAACACAAAUAUACAAUAAAAACACACACAUAUAUAUUCUGUAAAAACACACACAUAUACAGUAAAAAACACACAGCAGAAACACACAUAUAUUCUGUAAAAACAUACUUAUACAGUAAAACACACACAUUUACAGUAAAAACACAUACAUUCCGUAAAAACACACAUUAUAAAAACACAUAUACAUUAAAAACACAGAAUAAAACACACAAAUAUACAGUAAAAACACACACAUAUAUAUUCUAUAAAAACACACAUACUGUAAAAACACACACAUAUACAGUAAAAACACAGUAAAACACACAAAUAUACAGUAAAAACACACAUAUAUAUAUACUGUAAAAACACAUACUAUAAAAACACAUAUACAGUAAAAACACCCGCAUACAGUAAAACACACACAUAUACAGUAAAAACACA
Molecule: messenger RNA, 10035 nt
Organism: Nerophis ophidion (straightnose pipefish)
Lineage: Eukaryota; Metazoa; Chordata; Actinopteri; Syngnathiformes; Syngnathidae
Product: microtubule-associated serine/threonine-protein kinase 1-like
Exons: 27
Coding region: 572-5626 (1684 amino acids)
Biological process (GO): peptidyl-serine phosphorylation; intracellular signal transduction
Molecular function (GO): protein serine/threonine kinase activity; ATP binding; protein binding
Source: RefSeq, a predicted model, not a curated record